Saccostrea cuccullata (small rock oyster) is the source of this 2595-nucleotide messenger RNA. Its product is annotated as myb-like protein X. The record is from RefSeq and is a predicted model, not a curated record. NCBI's taxonomy places the organism in Eukaryota, Metazoa, Mollusca, Bivalvia, Ostreida, Ostreidae. The coding region runs from base 204 to 2438 and encodes 744 amino acids. The transcript has 3 exons.
CAUUGCGCCGACACCACGGUCGUAAACCGUCACAAAUGAAUAAAGAAUGCUACUGCGAAAAUUGAAUAAAACAUUAAACAAUAUCAAUGGAAGAUGGUGCCAUAAAAUGGUGAAUUAUUCGGAAUCCGUGAAUUGGUAGAUCGAUACUCCGGGACAAUAUUUUGAUUUUAGGAUACUGGUGGACGGCGGUCAGUUCGAUAAUUAUGGAUCGGGAUCGGGAUCCCUUAUCUGAGGUUCUUAACACUAUCCGAGUCAAAGAAACAAUGACCAGUAUGGACGACAGACCCAGAUUUAAACGAGUGUUUGGUACAGACAUCGAUCCUGAAUAUUCAAGAGACAAUGAAUGGAAGGAACUUAUGUCAAGGGCGAAAAUAAAGCAACGAUUAAAAGCGGCACGUGAUCGCCGGAAAUCAAAGCUACAGGACAUGGAGAAAAAACUAGCGAGCGAUGUAGCAGAAGUAUCAAUUCAACAGGAACCAGUUAAAAAUAGUCCUAAUAAGGCCAAACUGCUAGCGGAGUACAAUUCAAUGAAAGGAAAAUCAGUAAACUUGAGACCAAGUCCAGAACACCGAGAAAACCGAAUUGGUAGCAAAAAUGAUAAUGAACCAGUACUGAAAGAACCAGAAAAAGAAAACAGAAAUGAUGAAAAAGGUGUAUAUAAUGAGGUACGACCCUUUAGUACCGAAGAACAAUCGAGAUCUACAAUUGUUGUGUCAGCUAUCAUAGAGAAUAAAAUGAUAGAUAUGGACGAAAACGAACUUGAUACAAAUUACUGUGUUCCCAAAAAGGAGGCAGAUUAUGCAUCGGAAGUGAACGAAGAAAACGAUAGUAACAAAGAAAUGGGCGACGUGCACGACCAAUCCUCAGACGGAAGUGAGGAAUUGGAGGAAAAGACAGAAGACGCAGUAGGAAAUCUAGAGGAGGAAACAAAGGAAAAGACCGAACCGAUGCCAAAACAAAGAAAAAAGAAAGUGAAGCAAAAGAAAAAGGUGAAAAGUAAACCGACAACGAAAGAAAAACAUGUCAAUGUGAAAUUACCAAAACACAAAGAUAAGAAGGAUGAUUUAAAGGGAAUUAAAGAAGAUGCCGAGGAGCAUAAUAACAAUGAACAGACCACAGGUGACGAGAAUAACACCAAGGCUUCCAACAAGUGGAAAAAAUCAGCAAUGAAAGUGUUGCCAUGGACGGAUAUGUGUUCUAAACUCCGACAACGUAUUGAAGAGGAGAAUGAAAAACAAAUGGAUUUUCUGGAGACAAUAAGAAUUCUGAGAGGCAUAUCAAGGAGCGAAUUUUAUAAAGAUAUCGAAAAUGACUCUACUGAUUCUGAGACAGAACAAUUACCAAAAGAGGAACCGGAGCCAGUGCAAACUCCACCGCUUCCAGCGCCCCGAACUCCGACCCCUCCCAUCGAUGAGAGCGAAAAUAAGAGUGAAGUGGUGGAAAAUUCUAAGGAGGAAGAGGUGACAAAGGAGGAUACGUUUACAACCGAGGUAAAUCCAGAACUUCCUGUGGUAGUCAUUGAGAAAAAAGAAGAAUUGGAGCAAAAAACACCAAAGAAAGGUGUGGUUUCAAGGAUAGACACUCGAUGGCCUGCUGGCCACAAGUUCCAUACAAAACCCGCAGAACAGAAAUAUUUGUCGUUUUACCUAAAACCAAUUCAUCACAAACUUUCAAAGAAUAAGAUUAAUAUACAUACUUUACCUAGAACAGCCAAGGAGAUAACAGAAUAUCUGCAGUGGAGAGAAAAACUUUUAGAAAUUGCGUACCUGAAUGAGUUCAGUCAUCUUCGUAAGUUUAGCUUGCUAAGCUUUGCCAUGCCUUUACCUAGCAUUGAACAAAAUUCAUUUUCUCCUUACCCUGUGCAAAAUAAAAAGAGAUCCCUUUCGCGAUCUACAAAUAGGAGCUCAGUACACAACGAACAAAAUACAACAUUUCAACAGCAGUCGUACCUAGCUUUUAACAAAAGGAAUGGAACAGAUCACAAAAGUACUCCACGUCCCCAACACAAAAACAAAGAGAAAAAGAAGACUCGAAAUAAAGACAAUGAGAACCCAAACCCUUAUCUUACUUCAAACACAUUUAGGAAAAAGAAACAUGAUAAGUGUAAGAAGGAGAAAAUAUCACACAAAGUAGAGCAAGACAUCGACUAUGGUUCGCCUGUGGAAAAUGAAUUAGAAACAUUGAUGUCAAAAAUGAAUGAAGAUUCAAAGCGAAGUAGAAACGAUACUGGAGCUAAAAGUCAGAGUACAGACAGUGCAAUCAACGAACCGAGUUAUGAUAGUGAUGAAAAUGAAAGUGACGUCACUGGGACUCCUACAAGGAACUCUUCAAUUGGUAAGGAUCAGGAAAAAGAGGAUACGGGGGAUUUCAUUCCUAAAGAGCGGCAGUUAACAGGAGAAGGAAGAAGAACAAAUCAUAGUGAAAAGGCAAGCGUCUGAUUAGUAUUGAUAUCAAGUCACCUUACUGAAUAUAAAUGUUAUCUUUGCGACCAUCAGGCUGUAUAGAAAAAAGAAAUAAAUCAAUGCAUUUUGAUUGCACAUAUACUUGCCGAAAGACAUAAUUUUUAGUAGUCUUUCUACUCUAAUUUAAACCUCU